Molecule: messenger RNA, 1836 nt
Organism: Hansenula anomala
Lineage: Eukaryota; Fungi; Ascomycota; Saccharomycetes; Phaffomycetales; Wickerhamomycetaceae
Exons: 1
Coding region: 1-1836 (611 amino acids)
Source: RefSeq, a predicted model, not a curated record
AUGAAUAGUUCUGGUACUGUCAAGUCCUCAUUUGAUAAUAGAAGGAGGAAGCACAGUGCAGACAGUGGCAUAUUGCCUUCUAACGGUGUUGACGCCAUACCCAAGUCAUCUAUUGUUGAAGAAUCACAUCUAUCAAACUCACAACAAGCAUCACUAGAUUCAAGAGACUUGCUUUCAAAUCCAAAUAGUCUUACAAAAAAUAACAAGUCAUACCAAAGCGGCACGGAAAAAAGUUCACAUAGCAGUUAUAGAUCAAACAGUCAUGAACCUAAAACACCUAUUGACUCUGAACAACAAGAAGAUAAUAAUUUUAAUCUGAGUGAUUUUGCCGCUGACGAUAUGGAAAGCAUCAAAAACCCAAGUGAAUUAUUACUUUAUGAGCCAGCUCAUGAGAUGAGUGAACUUUAUGAUUCCGUUGAUAAUUGGAGCCCAAUGGAAAGUAUUGACAUUCCAGAAUACUCUCAAUAUGAUAUGGAUAACUAUAGAUCACUUGAACCAUCACUUUAUGAGACCACUCUCCUACAAAGAGAUACCCAGCCUCAAGAUUUGAUCGAGAAUUUACCAAUUGAAAGAAGAAUUUCACAUUACUCACAAGAUCCACUCUCAUUUCUAAUGUCACAAGAUAAAGUAAUCAAUUUACAUCUUCAACAAAAUAUUCAGAGCCAUGCCGAAGUUUCCAAAAAAGGGUUAAGCUCUAAACCAAUACGGCAUAAUAUUGAAAACUGCCUAAAAUCACUUUCUUCUGUCUAUCAAUCUAUUGCAGAACUUUACCAAAAAGAACAAAAGAGGAAAUCAAUAAUUUUGAAGUCAUUUGAAAAGUGGGAACAGAAUAAGAAAAUACUUAAUGAAAAAGUUCAGGAUAUAAGGAGUGAAAAUAAUACUGAGGGUUAUAGACUCACUCAACUGUUGAAAGAAUCUACCACGGUGGAUGAGGAAAUUGAAAGCCUUGAAAAGAGACUAAAGCAAUUAAAAGAGAAGAAAAAGGUAUUAGGCAAUGAGAUUGCCCAAUCUCAAAGCAUUAUCGAGAGUCGCUCGUCAUCUUACUUGGAGUCAUUAAGAGAAAUCGAGAAAGUUGAAAAGAAUGCCAUCAUAAAGUUAUCACACGAAAGGUCAAUUGAAAGUGGUUUAUCAAAUUCGUCUCUUGGAUUCCCAAUUGGAAACAACACGAGACAGAAAUUUGGGCUGAAGAACUUUCUAAGAAGUUUUUCCACUCCUUUGGAUUCAACGUUUGAUGAAGUUGAUGCUGCACCAGUUAUUGAGCUUAUUGAAAGACAGAUAGAUACAUUCAAAGAUUGUAUUGAUGACUAUAAGCUUAAAGAAACAAGUUACGAAGAAGCUUUUAUUAUAUGGGCUGAUAUUUCUACUAUAUUGAAUGGGUUAGAAACAACAAUUUAUGACAUUUUGCAGCAAAAUGGAUCCUCAAAAGAUGAUAUCAAAUCAAAGAUAGUGGAUAAUCUAACACAAACCCAAAAAUUGCUUAUUGAAAGACUUGAUUCAAUAAACAACAUGAAUGGCCAACUAAAAAGUUUAAUUCACACUGAGAUUUCAAUUCUUGAUAUGGGUAUAAAGAUGAUUCAACCUGACCAUAAAUCAAAUGCACCAUCACCCCCUGACGAUACCAAGGAAGCUCAAGUGUUAGCACCAACAGUAAACCCAACAGUGGCAAAAUUUAGUAUCUCUGAUAAAGCUUUGGCUUCUUCACCUCCACAUGCAACAUUGGCUGUCGGUUCUGGAAGCUUCUCAUCUUCUGGUACAACUCUCAAAUCCCAGAUAAAAAAUGGACUAUUCAAAAAAGAUGUGACAAAAGAUAAAGAGAAACAAACUAAAAGGGAUUGA